Messenger RNA from Cetraspora pellucida, 184 nucleotides. Lineage: Eukaryota; Fungi; Glomeromycota; Glomeromycetes; Diversisporales; Gigasporaceae. The record is from the annotation of a GenBank genome assembly.
UAAUACUAUGUCGCGUAUUAAUUAUCCUAUAGAAUUGAGCAAAAUUGAUGAAAAUCAACAUAUGAUGGUUAUGAAUGAUUCACGUAAAGAUGAACAUCAAGCUGUUUUCUUCAAAACCAGGAUAGAAAGUGAAUCAAGUGAUGAUAAUAUAAAAAUAAACAUUAAAGGCAGGAGAUUCAUUUAA